CUGCGCAUGCCAUUCACAAAUGGCUAAGCGUCGAUCCGAGUCUCUGGUGGCAAGAAAGUCUCCCGUCUGUUUGUCGUGGUUUGUUCGCGCUCGAGGUCCCUCUGUUUUUGGCGGCUGCGACCCACUUUCUUCUGCAUCCUCCUCCUCACUCAUCCCUUCCUCUUUCACUCGCCCGCCCCCCCCCUGGCCUGUCGCCCAUUGUCAGUCGGACGAUGCCGUCACUCCUAACCGUUAACAAUAACGUGUCGCUCCUGACUGUGAACAUUGCACCGAGCACCUUCUUGGCCUCUCUUAUUCUGGCGCUGGUAUUUCUAUCCUUUUACCUCCCGACCCUGGCCUUUCGUCUGCCGGGCCUCCUCUUCCGCUCCAAGAAGGCGACGCUCGAACCCCCACCCACCGCAAACGUCGUCGGGUACACCCGCGCCCGAAAACCACUGCCCGCGGUGCCCGCCAUCGGCCCCAUCGACCUCCUCCAGGACCUGCCAUUGGUCCUGGCAGACCGCACCGCCCUGGUCCUCCACGACAUCCACCCGGACGACCAGCGCGAGCACCAGCACCGGCGCCGCCAGCGCCCGCGCUCCAGCACUAGCGGUGGCAGCAGCAGCAGCAGCAGGAAGAACGAUGGGGAUGGAUCCGACGGAUCAUUUAGACGCCUCGCUACGAGACUUCGAGCAGCCAUCCUCCCCGCCCAGCCACGGGACGGCGACGAGGUUCGCCGACCUCGCCCGGGCUCGCCCGGGCGGCGGGCCGUUGCAGCACUCGGCCUUCUCGAGUCGCCCAAGCGAGGCGGCCGACGUCGAGAGCCUGAUGACCGACAGCGUCUCGAACGGCGGCUUCAGCCCGCCCGCCUGGAGGCGCCUGGGAAACGGUGAUCGCUCGUCCGGCUUCUGGCGCACCCCCGACGCCGGCAGCGGCGGCGGCGGCGGCGGCGGCGACGCACACACGCUGACCGGCAGGAGGCUGAUGAGCCCCAUAUCGCGCGGCCUGUCGCCAGCACUGGAUCUUGACGACGAUCUGGACCUGGGACAACACGACGGCAUCGACGGGAACGAAACAGAGCUCCUCGAGCAGGCUAUCAGGACGAGGCUGCCGAUGGGGUCCAUGAGUCCCGAGAAGGGGCGGAGCCCAGAUCGGGACUUUGCCAACCACACCAACACCACGGCGACCAAGGUCGAGGAGCAGCUGCAGCAGCGCUCGCUACAUGGCAGAGCUGCCGGCCCCCACAGCUCCAACCUGCGCCCCCAAGAAGAGACUCCAGACAACUAUAUAAGAUUCGCAGUCCGCGCAGAAGUGCAACAAAAAACAGCGCCCAUUGAAAAUGCACUCAGCUUCUUUCGCGCAAGAUAUGCCGCCGCAACGGGGAGCUGGCUGCGGACGCUCCUGUCUGUGACAGCGGCACUGAUAUCAUUCGGUCUGAUGCGCUCCCUGUUCACUCCCGCCGAGCCUCGACCUGUCCCGGACCUUGUCAAGGUGGCGGGCAUCGCGCGGGCCUUUGAACCGCUGAUAUACUACUCAGAGAACGGGGCGCAGCAGGUUGGGGACCUCCAGGCCACGGGCGUCGCCGUCUGGGAUCUCGGCGAGAGCGUCCGGUCCAGCAACAUGACCUCGGCGCCAAUCAUCGUCAAGGAGCUCGACGACCUGAGUGACAGCCUCAAGACUCUGGCUGUCGAGCUGACAAAGUUCUUUGCUAAUGUGGAUGGUGAUGUUGACGGCAUCCUCAUUGUCAUGGACUGGGCACGUAGGGAGCUCACGCAGCUGAACCAGAAACCGACACAGGCCCUCAUCUCAUCGGCCUUUGACAACAUCCACAACCUUCUCUCAAACGUGGGCGUGCUGGAGAACUCGGCAGGCGAGCCGACCAAGAUGGGCUCCGUGGUGACGUCGGUCAUGGGGAUGUCGGGCCCGCAGCGGACGCGCGCGACGAUCCAGCGCACCUUCAACGAGUUCCUGGGCGUGCUCGAGGAGGCCAUCGCCAGCGAGCUGCAGCACAGCCUCGCGCUCUUUGCGCUCUUCGAGGCGGUCGACCGGCAGUUCCUCAACCUGGCGCGCGCCGUGGCGCGCGAGUCCAACGCGCAGGACGAGGAGCACGCCGACCUCCUCAGCUCGCUCUGGGCUCGCCUGCUGGGGCCCGAUGCCGGGCGGGUGCGCAAGUACGAGCGCAACGCGGUGCUGCUCCGCAACGUGCGCGACAAGACGGUGCGCAACAAGGGCGUCCUCGUCGAGCACAACCAGCGUCUGCUCGCCCUCAAGGCCAGCCUCGAGGCGCUCCGCCGCAAGCUCGUCUCGCCUUUGGUCCGCUCCGUCAACUCGUCCACCCUCUCGCUCGAGGAGCAGAUCCGCGGCCUCGAGGACGCCGGCGGCUACCUCGACGCCGUCCGCGUCCGUCAGAAGGGCAAGCUUAUGGAGAUUUUGUACGGCGGCGGCGGCGGCGCCGAGGCGGGGAGGCGCACCAUCGAGGACGAGGCCCGUGCUGGCCCGCGGUAGGAACUCGUCUAGGUCCCUCUUGAUCUGGAGGAAUGGCCCAGUCAGGCAGGAUGGGAAGGGGGCAUAGCUAUCACUCUGUGCGAAUAGCUCGUAGCGCUACUCUGCUCCAUCACUCGGGCUUCACUAGCAUCUGCUUUGUUAGUUUUUUUUUUUUUUUGGAUUCGGCGUUAGACAUGACUUUUAUUUUCUUCCAACUUCUUUUUUUUAUAUACUUAAACGGGGACUGCUUUCGGCGUCUCGCAAUAGCCACUCCCUCCACAGUCUUCUUGUAUCAUAAUCCUUGCGCUUAAUCGCUAUAGAGGCGUGAUGGGGGUUAGGCGUGUCUCGAGGAGUCUCGGGGAGUCUCGGGGAAUGGCUCUACGGUUCAGGGUUUACGAUCGUGUAUGCGUGAGAUGAAUUAAAUAGGCAGGGCAAGAGAGAGGGUGACAGGGGUUACCACUGAGGAGCAAUCAUCAAUAUCAUCGUGCAUGGUCUGUUCUUGUCAGCCGUCGAUAGUUCUCUCCUCGUUCGACGCACGCCUCUUUUGAGCCGAGAAGCGUCAGGGCUUGGAUUCCUCAGCCCUGAGAGCAACAAAAAGUGACGCCCACAUCCCACUCUCAACCCAGGCACGGUCAAUUUACAUAAUGAACAAACUUUUGGAUUCCUCUAUUAGGCUAGCCACCCAACCGAAGCAAAACCC
Gaeumannomyces tritici R3-111a-1 is the source of this 3163-nucleotide messenger RNA. RefSeq lists its product as hypothetical. The record is from RefSeq and is a predicted model, not a curated record. Bases 622 to 2484 code for a protein of 620 amino acids. NCBI's taxonomy places the organism in Eukaryota, Fungi, Ascomycota, Sordariomycetes, Magnaporthales, Magnaporthaceae. The transcript is spliced from 3 exons.